Pogoniulus pusillus (Red-fronted tinkerbird) is the source of this 2751-nucleotide messenger RNA. RefSeq names its product KLF transcription factor 12 (gene KLF12). The coding region runs from base 300 to 1439 and encodes 379 amino acids. NCBI's taxonomy places the organism in Eukaryota, Metazoa, Chordata, Aves, Piciformes, Lybiidae. Gene Ontology annotation, biological process: regulation of transcription by RNA polymerase II. Gene Ontology annotation, molecular function: RNA polymerase II cis-regulatory region sequence-specific DNA binding; DNA-binding transcription factor activity, RNA polymerase II-specific. The record is from RefSeq and is a predicted model, not a curated record. The transcript has 8 exons.
GGGACGCGCCGCAUGCCAGCGACGCCACCGGCGCCCGCCGCGGCCGGAGCAGGGGCCCGGAGCUGGGGAGGGGGAUACCGGUUUGGACCGGGCCCUUUGUCUGAGCGGCCGGUGGGGUGUCGUGGCAGCGGCCCCACCGUGAGGCGAGGCUGCGCCGGGAGCCUCCACCCCUGGCCCACCCUGCCCCGGGCUCAUCAUGUGACGCGGGACUGAAGUGGAGCUGGGGAUGAAUGGUUGACUGAACAUUUGUAUGAAGAGGAAAGCCAUAAAAGUUGGACAUCAGCGCCUUUGAGAACAGAAUGUUAAUGCUUGAUGGGAUGCCGGCAGUCAGAGUCAAAACAGAGCUGUUGGAAUCCGAGCAAGGGUCUCCAAACGCCCACAACUACCCAGAUAUGGAAGCUGUACCCUUGUUACUAAACAACAUGAAGGCAGACCCCGUGGAGGAUUCAUUAUCUACAGACCAUUUCCAAACACAGACUGAACCAGUGGACUUGUCAAUAAACAAAGCCAGGUCAUCACCUACAGCAGCUUCAUCUUCACCAGUUUCCAUGACAGCAUCAGCCUCCUCUCCUUCUUCUACUUCUACUUCUUCUAGUCGGCCAGCUUCAUCACCCACAGUAAUAACAUCGGUAUCCUCAGCAGCAUCUGUACCAUCAGUAUUAACUCCAGGUCCUCUUGUGGCCUCAGCAUCUGGUGUUGGAGGCCAGCAGUUUUUGCACAUUAUCCAUCCAGUACCACCCUCAAGCCCCAUGAACUUGCAGUCCAACAAAAUGAGUCAUGUGCACCGUAUCCCUGUGGUGGUACAGUCGGUACCUGUUGUCUAUACAGCUGUGAGAUCACCUGGGAAUAUGAACAACACUAUAGUCGUACCACUGUUGGAGGAUGGGAGAAGCCACGUCAAAGCACAAAUGGACCCCCGAGGCCUAUCUCCCAGACAAAUUAAAAGUGACAGUGAUGAUGACGACCUGCCAAAUGUGACCUUAGAUAGCGUUAAUGAAACUGGAUCUACAGCGCUCUCCAUAGCCAGAGCAGUACAAGAAGAGAGCUUGUGGGGCUGUGCCAGGUCAGCUGUUAACCCUUUUCGUUUUUUCAACUCCAGUUCAAUUUCACCAUUCAGUAUUGAGAGCACAAGGCGUCAGAGGAGGUCUGAGUCUCCAGACUCCAGGAAGCGACGCAUCCAUCGGUGUGACUUUGAGGGAUGCAACAAAGUAUACACAAAAAGUUCCCACCUGAAGGCUCACCGGAGGACACACACAGGAGAAAAACCCUACAAAUGUACCUGGGAAGGCUGCACCUGGAAGUUUGCUCGGUCGGACGAACUGACGAGGCAUUACCGCAAGCACACGGGAGUGAAGCCAUUCAAGUGUGCAGACUGUGACCGCAGCUUUUCCCGCUCAGAUCACUUGGCGCUCCACCGCCGCAGGCACAUGCUGGUUUGAGAAACGCUACCUGUUCCAGCUGAGUUUAAGAGCUGGGUCUCUUAACUAUCCGGAGUGAAUUCAGCAGGGCUGAAUCCCCCUCUACAGUGUUAACAGGCAGGGCUUUUCUCGAUGUCUGUAACAAGACAAACAAACAAGACAUUCAGAAAAAUGCAGGAAAAGAAGUGCCACUCUUCUCCUCACCAUCUGAAGCUAACCCCCUCUGCCCUUUAGCAUGGCUACCCCCUGAAAGUGUCAUCACAAUCACCUGGGAAACAGCAGCCGAAAUGCUACAGGAAUGGGCAUUAUCUUACAUGCUGCAUCCUUUGACAAAAAAAAAAUGUUUAUAGCUUGUAUGUUUUUCUCAGCUGUUGGACAUUUUGUUCCUGAAAAAAAUCACUGCUGAUUGGAGGAUUAGAUACCACAAACCGAUGACGAUGACGAUGAUGAAAGCAAGACCGCUAGACCUUUAUUGUCCUAUCUUUUCCCCUUUUUUGAAUACCAUCUGGCUGGUGUCAGUGUUAUGACCAAGCUGUGCUGCAGACAAGCUGCAUGUGAGUAGGCGAGAGGAAUCUGCUGGAGAGGUCCCACUGCAGAGGGAGUCGAAGGGCUGCUUGGGCAGACUUUUGCAAUAACGGUGGUGGCAUAUUAAUAUUGUACCACAGUUUGUCAGUAUGCCCUAGAUGACACCAGCCAUUUAACCUUUCUUCUUGUUUGUUUGGUGGUUUAUUUUUCACUUCUUUUCUUUUAUUGUCGAAGUCUGUAAAAUAAACAAGGGUUAGCAGCAUCUCUGCUGAAAGUACAAUAUUAAGUAUCUGUAUUUUACCAUGGGCUUAUUUAGAACUGUUUCCUGAUUCGUGUAGAAAGAGGUCAUCUGAAAACUACUACCCCAUUCUCAACAUGCAGUUUUCUUUCAUGCAGCUAAUCCACUUCCCCAUGACGGUUAUUUGAACAUGAGGAAGUAGGUCUUACAACUCACUGGUACCAAGAUAAGUGCUGUAGCCGUUCAUGAGAUGGAAUUGCAUGUACCAACAAUACAAAACAGAGUAAACGGCUGCAUCUCUGGCAGAGAAAAAGCAAUAAUGAUUAAAAUGGCUCUUGAGACAAUAAUUUACUCCACACCAACAGAAGGGGUGGAAGUGGGGUGGGGGGGGGAAAGGUAUGCAGAAAUAGCACAUAAGAUCAUUUGAGUUAAUCUUUCUUAUGGUUUCACUGACCUGCUAUGUACCACAAUUAAAUACUUUCAUUUCCUUUAACAUAAUACCUGUGUCUGGAAAGUGAGAAAGAUAAAGGAAAGAGCUGAUUGUUGAGGAGUCAGUGGAUGAACUGUAAG